Messenger RNA from Homo sapiens (human), 813 nucleotides. RefSeq names its product endothelial differentiation related factor 1 (gene EDF1). Lineage: Eukaryota; Metazoa; Chordata; Mammalia; Primates; Hominidae. The transcript is spliced from 5 exons. Gene Ontology annotation, molecular function: DNA binding. Gene Ontology annotation, cellular component: cytoplasm; nucleus. The record is from RefSeq and is marked reviewed. Bases 51 to 476 code for a protein of 141 amino acids.
CUCUAGCAGCUGCCGCUGAGCCGCCGGACGGACGCUCGUCUUCGCCCGCCAUGGCCGAGAGCGACUGGGACACGGUGACGGUGCUGCGCAAGAAGGGCCCUACGGCCGCCCAGGCCAAAUCCAAGCAGGCUAUCUUAGCGGCACAGAGACGAGGAGAAGAUGUGGAGACUUCCAAGAAAUGGGCUGCUGGCCAGAACAAACAACAUUCUAUUACCAAGAACACGGCCAAGCUGGACCGGGAGACAGAGGAGCUGCACCAUGACAGGGUGACCCUGGAGGUGGGCAAGGUGAUCCAGCAAGGUCGGCAGAGCAAGGGGCUUACGCAGAAGGACCUGGCCACGAAAAUCAAUGAGAAGCCACAGGUGAUCGCGGACUAUGAGAGCGGACGGGCCAUACCCAAUAACCAGGUGCUUGGCAAAAUCGAGCGGGCCAUUGAUGUGGGAACCAGGAGUGCUCGUGUGCUGAGAGCCCAGUGAGGCACGGGAGCGGCGUGGCCCCCCUUCCCUGGGAAGAUGUUGAAGAGGGGCAGCGUUGGGGGGAGGAGGGAGCUGGUGCUGCAGUGGCCAGUGGCUGUGGCUCAUUUCAGGCCUCAAGCUCCGGGGAAAGGACAUUGGAAAGCCCAUCGAGAAGGGGCCUAGGGCGAAAUGAACACAAAGCCUCGAAAUCAGUGCGCUCCAGCUGAUCUCGUUCCGCCGGUUCCCCUUGGCCGCCAGUUCCGUUCUCCUCACGGGCCGAACGGAACAAGGGGUCCAGCUUGCGGGGGACCCUCCCCAGCCCAUUCCUGCUGUCAAACAAACAAAACCUUGCAAAGCG